GCACCAUUGCACUGGUGCGAUGCAGGAUGCAGCAAGGCACAUGUGGAAAAAUAAGGAAUAAAAAUUAAAAGGCAAAGAUCGUCUCCUUCCCCGCACGGAGGGCCAGCCCCGGGGCGGCGGCGGCAGCAGCCCUAGCCCUUUAAGCUGCCCACCCGGCCCGCAGGCCGCGGCGGCAGCUGGCGGCUAUUUAUACGCGGGCGGCGGCGGGCGCUGGGCGUCUUGCGUGGGGCGGUCCCGGUAACGAUGGCGGGGCCUGGGCCCGGACCGGAGGCUGCUAUGGCCACGGCUCUCUCCUCCACGCCGUUAAGCGGGGGCCGCUCUCUCGACCGUGCCGCCGCCUCGCUGCUAAGCCCGACGCGGCUAAGCCGGUUGCAGGAGAAGGAGGAGCUGCAGCAGCUCAACGACCGCCUGGCCGCCUACAUCGAGCGGGUGCGGGCGCUGGAGGCCGCCAACUCGGUGCUGCAGCAGCGGGUGACCGAGCAGGAGGAGGGCACCGACCGGGAGCUGGGCACUCUGCGGCUCCGCUAUGAGGCAGAGCUGGCCGACGCCCGCCGGGCGCUGGACGACAUCGCCAUGGAGCGGGCCACGCUGCAGGUGGAGCUGGGCAAGAUCGGCGAGGAGCACCGGCAGUUGCACAGCAGGAAUUCAAAGAAAGAAGCUGAUUUAAACCUGGCACAGGCUCGUAUGAGAGAUCUUGAUGCUCAGCUGAAUGCGAAGGAAGCUGACUUAGCAACAGCUUUGAGUGCGAACCGCAGUUUGGAGAAUGACCUUCAGGAAUUAAAGGAUCAAGUAGCCACUCUGGAGCUGUCACUACAAGAUACCAAAAAGCAUCUCCACAGUGAAAUGUUGAGGAGGGUGGACCUGGAAAAUCACAUGAAAACUCUGCAGGAACAAAUGACAUUCCAGAAGCGCCUUCAUGAAGAUGAGCUCAAGGAGACAAAAAGAAUCCAUGAGAGCAGGAUAGCAGAAAUAGAAUCCGGCCGUCGGAGAGAAUUUGAGAGUAAGCUCUCAGAUGCUCUGCAGGGGCUCAGAAAACAACAUGAAGAGCAAAUUCAAGAAUACAAAGAGGAACUGGAGCGAACAUUCAGUGCAAAAAUGGAGAAUAUGCAGCUAUCUGCAGCAAGAAGUAGUGACUUUGCCAAUGCUGCUCGGGAGGAGCUGAUGGAAACAAAGCUGAGAGCUGAUACUCUGACAUCUCAAAUUAAUCAAUAUCAAAGCCAGAAUGCUGCUUUGGAGAACAGAAUAAGGGAGCUACAGGAGAUGCUGGAUUAUGAUCGUGAUCUCAACCGGAGGCGUUUGGCUGAAAAAGAGAAAGAAAUUGUACAAGUCCAGCAGCAGGCACAAACACAGUUGGAAGAAUAUGAGAAUCUCUUAGAUGUGAAACUAGCUCUAGAUCUGGAAAUAAAUGCCUACAGGAAGAUGUUGGAAGGAGAGGAACAGAGGCUAAAGCUGUCGCCCAGUCCAUCUUCACACAGCAUUGCAACUCCAGCAACAAGUCAAGGGCGACAGGUCCCACAUGGGAAGAAAAGGAAAAUUAAAGCUAGGAAGAGAGCUCAUAGUACUGGAUUUAAGACUGUUCAGCAUGCUUCAUCUUCUGGAAAUAUAUCUAUUGAAGAAAUUGAUGCAGAUGGGAAAUUUGUCAGGCUUAGAAACAACUCUGAUGAGGAUCAGCUGCUACAUGGAUGGGUGUUAAGACGACAUCUCGAAAGUGUGUCAGAUGCAACAUACAAAUUUCCUUCACUGUUCACUCUUCAGGCAGGACAAGUAGUUACAAUCUGGGGUGCAGCUGCUGGUGUAAGCCCUGGUCCUAGUGAUCUGGUCUGGAAGUCUCAGAAAUCUUGGGGAAGUGGGGAUAGUAUUGGUGUUACACUCAUCACAGAUGAUGGUGAGGAACUUGCAGAGAGGAAGAUAAUGCAGAUACCCAGAGGAGAAGAAAGUGGUGAGCAAGAUGAUGAUUAUGAAGAAGUAACUGGAAGUGAAAUGGAGUUUCCACCUCGGACCAAAAGAAGAAGAAAAAAGAAAUGUUGUUUGGUUUCAUGAUAGUGGUUCCUGUGAGCAUCUUUAAGCAGCAAAAUGAGGAUACCAGCUGUUCUGUCAUGUAAUAUGGACAAAGAGAUGAUCAUUGAAAACACGUGUCAAUCCCAGGUGCCACAGACUGUGUUUUGGUAUCUUCUGCAGUAUUUGAAACUUGGAAUUUGCAUCUCCCAUUUGACCUCUUUGUAAGAGACAUUGUCAAUAAUAUGAAGUUUCCUACCUUCUGAUACUGGACCCUGUCCUUGGAUUCACUGAUAUAAAGAGCAGUAGAACACAAGCUCCAUGUGAAGUUAAUUUUUACAUUAACACAAGGAUGUGGUUUCCAUGACCUGCUGAAACAGAGGAGGGUACAGAGUUUACAAAACUUCUGAACAUAUGCCCUAGAAGGAUGCUAAAUACUUAACCGUGAGGCUGCCUCAGCUUUCUUAAUAUUCUAAUAUGGUGUUUCUCCAAAGGUAGUUUGUUUCAGGCCUGAGUAGGGAAACUACAUGUGCCAGAUCACACCCUAGCUUGCACCUUGAGCAAGUUUGAACUUGGCUGAAGUUAAAACACUCUCCUGAAGAGUGCUGAGUGUCUGAAAUGUCUCCUGCUCAGAGUCUGAUACUGAAAUGAAACUGGUCUAGAUCGCUGCUAGAGAACUUCCUAGAGUGAAACACUUUUCAGUGUUAAAAGCAAGUUGUAAAAAUAUUCUUGUCUGUUAUUUAAUGUACUGUUUCUGUAAUCUAGCACCUGGAAAUCCACCAGUUUCAGUAUUGUAUAUGUCUAGAUACAGAAUAUCACACAUAGCUGUAUCAACCUUAACUUGGAAAGAUGUAUCCUGUAAAUGUGAAAAGGCAUCUCAUUCCAGCAGAGAAGGUACAGUAACUAGCAAUAUUAGCACUCUUUAGUCCCAACAAGCCAGCUUUUAUAAGGGGCUAGGAAAAAAAACAUGCUGAGAAAUCGGCUCUAGAAAGCACCAACUGUAGUAAAAGGUGCAUCAAAAAUACCUGCUCUUGGAAUCCUUAUGUACCAAAUCUCUGUGCAGUCUGCAGUACUGCUUUGUGUGUCUAAUGGGGCAGUUGGGGGAGUACUGUCUCCUGGGCCAGUAUGUAAUUUAUUGUAACUUGAAUAGCUGUAUUCCAUGUAAAGCCUGACCUAUAGCCCUCAAACUAGGCAGUCAGCCUCUGGGGUCACUGCAUUCAAUUCUUCUUAGCCUCUUUUUACUAAAAUGCUUACCUGCUGACUCUAUGGUAAAGGGCCUUGAUGAGCCACAUAAAGCACAGCUCUAUUUAAGAGCAGCUGAGAUUAGGGAUUUCUCCAAAUGCUGGAAUAGGUUUUUGGCUGCCUCUUCCCAUGCCAAAGUAUUCAGUUCUUAAAUUAAGACCUGUUCUGUGUUAGGAUGCAGUUCUUAGGGUAAGGCUUUCGUUAUAUUAGCUUAAACUCUCUUAAAUUAUUUAAAAACUCUAGUCUUGAGACAUCAAGAGUAGAUGCUGGUUUAAUACUUGCAUUUUAGCAGAUCUGAAUUCUUGUACCUUAUGCAAGGUUAUGGCAGCAGCUAUUUCUAUAUUUAUCUUGAUUUCUUAAACUUUUUGUAACAGAUUUUUCAUGUAUAUAAAAGCAGUCUUGGACUUUAAUAUUUGCAGUUUAAAUAAUAAAGUUCUGUUUGUUCAC
Messenger RNA from Strigops habroptila (Kakapo), 3684 nucleotides. Its product is annotated as lamin-L(III)-like. The transcript is spliced from 12 exons. The record is from RefSeq and is a predicted model, not a curated record. Lineage: Eukaryota; Metazoa; Chordata; Aves; Psittaciformes; Psittacidae. Bases 244 to 2040 code for a protein of 598 amino acids.